Messenger RNA from Pecten maximus, 4352 nucleotides. Its product is annotated as tubulin-specific chaperone E-like. The coding region runs from base 246 to 1853 and encodes 535 amino acids. NCBI's taxonomy places the organism in Eukaryota, Metazoa, Mollusca, Bivalvia, Pectinida, Pectinidae. The record is from RefSeq and is a predicted model, not a curated record. The transcript has 14 exons.
CCGUGAACAUUGCAAAAUAUUUCAUCUCCAAGAACUGAAGAAAACUUUGGUGCUUACCGGUUUUGGGAAUGCAAUUUCAAGACAUUUUUGUAUGUAUGUGAUAUGUCCUUGUGCAUAAGUUCUUCUGUAGAAACAAGUUUCCAAACUGAGAUUUUAGUUGUACUUUUCAAUCAAGUGACCGAAGAAAUCACUAAGUGGUUAUGGAAACGUGACAACCGGGUAGACCUAAACCUUAAAACAAGAAGAUGGAGGUGAAGCAUGAUGAUGGUAACCCUCUGCAGUUAGGAGACAGAAUUAUCUAUGAUGGACACUUUGCAACUGUUCGCUACAUUGGAGAAAUUACAAACACUAAAGAUUCCUGGAUUGGUGUGGAGUGGGACGAUUCCUCCAGGGGAAAGCACAAUGGAACACAUGAAGGGAAAUACUACUUCAGUACUGAACACCCCACUGGUGGGUCUUUCGUGCGUCCAAAAAAGGUGAAGAUGGGGGUGAGUUUUUAUAAUGCUUUCCAGGAUCGCUAUGGAGAAGAGCAAGGAGAGGAAGCAGGAGUAAUCACAGCCGAACUCUUUGUUCUUGACAACAACAAGAAAAAAACAGUAGUGGAAAUGGUUGGCGCUAAGUCUGUAAACAAAAAGCAGAGCCAGCUGGCCAGUCUGGUAGAGGUUAUGGUGCGUGACAUGGCGGUCUAUGGUGUUGGUCCACACUCUUCUGAGUUAAGGACACAUGGACAUAGUGUAGAAGAGCUAGAUAUGGCUCAGAAUCUGUUGCCCUCAUGGUGUAAAGUGGCAGCCAUCACAGAAUGUCUGCCAGGAUUAAGGAGUCUCAAUGUCAGCGAAAACAAAUUAGUACUUCCCUCUAAUACAGCGGAGUUACAGUCAGCAUUUCCAUGUUUGAAGGUCCUGUAUCUAAAUAGGAUUCCAUACAGCUGGCAAAAGAUACUGGAGUGCAGUCUUAUGUUUCCUCUUCUACAACAAUUACACAUCUGUUUUAAUGGCAUUACAAACUUGUCAGACCCUCAAGGUCGCCUGCAGAAUCUUACCCUCAUCAACCUAGAAUCCAACAAUGUACAGUCAUGGUCACAAGUACUUCAUCUCAGUCGUUUACCCAAGUUAGAAAGUCUGAUUGUGAGUGACAACAACAUUGAUGCCAUUGCCUUACCAGAUGUGAAUUAUGGUGAAACAAGUCAACACUUCCAAGCCUUGAAAUACCUUUGUGUCAACUACAACAAAAUAUCAGAGUGGUCUAGUAUUAAUGAACUCAACAAGUUAAAAAGUUUAAAGGAGUUGAAGAUGAUCCAAAACCCUCUGUUAAAUACAGCUAUACCAGAGACAGUACGCCAACUCAUCGUGGCCAAAGUAGCCAGUCUGGAGCACUGUAACAGGACUCGGGUCACAAAGGAGGAAAGGCGAGGGUCAGAGAUUGACUAUCUCAAGAGAUUUGGCCAGCUCUGGAUUAAGUCUGGAGGCUCUCAGGAUGAAAAUAAAAACAACCCAAGUACAGAGUUCACUAAUGAACACCCUCGCUACCAGGAGCUUGUCAGAGUGUAUGGACCUCCUGAAAACUCUGAGAUGAAUCAGAAAGAAAAAACCCUAAAAGACAGUUUAAUCACGGUCACUAUAACCAGCCCCUUUGAUCCUGACAAGGGUUCUAAACAGAAGAAAAUCCCAGGAACCAUGACGGUACAGAAACUGAAAGCUUUAAUCAUGAAGCUGUUUAAGUGGGAUGAUAGAGAGCUACAACUUUCCUAUGAAACAAAAAAGAUGAAACAUGUUGAAAUAGAAUUAGACAACGAUCUUCGUGCGGUUUCCUUUUAUUCUAUAGAGCCUGGUGACACAAUACUAGUACGGUGGUAAUCAGUAUGUUCAUUGCUGGAAACAUCAUACAGUUGUGUAGCCAUUCACUUAGACACCAUACAGGUGUGUUGGUAAUCCUGGAGACACUAUCCAAGUCUUUUGUUAAUGGACACAAAUACAGGUGUGUUGGUAAUCCUGAAGACACUAUCCAUAUCUAUUGUCAAUGGACACAAAUACAGGUGUAUUGGUAAUCCUGAAGACACUAUCCAAGUUUUUUGUUAAUGGACACAAAUACAGGUGUGUUGGUAAUCCUGAAGACACUAUCCAAGUCUUUUGUUAAUGGACACAAAUACAGGUGUAUUGGUAAUCCUGAAGACACUAUCCAUAUCUAUUGUCAAUGGACACAAAUACAGGUGUGUUGGUAAUGUGUGGAGACACUAUCCAAGUUUUUUGUUAAUGGACACAAAUACAGGUGUGUUGGUAAUCCUGAAGACACUAUCCAAGUCUGUUGUGAAUGGAGACACAUACAGGUGUGUUGGUAAUGCCUGGAGACACUAUCCAAGUCUAUUGUUAAUGGACACAAAUACCAGUCUGUUGGAAAUAUAUGGAGACACUAUCCAAGUCUGUUGUGAAUGGAGACACAUACAACUGUAGAAGUGUGUUUUUACCUAUUUGGGAUAUCAUGUAAGUGUAUUUGGUAAUUGCUGGAGACAGACAAGUGUGCUGGUACAUACAUUCCUCGAAACGCUGUUUAAAUGUGAUACUUAGAUGUUGAUAUGGAGGCAUUCAUAUGUACAUAUCUUCCAAAUCCAUGGGUUCUUUUCUUAAUAUAUGUAAUCUUAUUAUCUUGUCUGUACCCUUGGACUAUGUCCUUUCAAAAUUGAAGGUGUACUUGGCAGUUUGAUUAGCUCCAAAUAUCAAAGCUGGCCAAUCGCUAGACUGAUACCUGUGCAGUGAAAAUAAGUCAGGUAGUAACAAAUACACCCAAAGUAGUGAAUCCACCAAGACCCUCCUAAUACAGGAUCAGUUGAAUGGUUCGUGUAUCUUUAUCAUCCACAAACUGAUGUACAGAGUUGAUGAUUCUUUGAUGAAUAUUGUCUACUGUGCAGACAUAUAUUGAGAACAAAACCCGUGGAUUUUGGAUUUUGUAGAUGUAUAAAAUGGUGCUUAACACUUGCUUGUAUGUAGAAUUAUAUGAAAGUUCAUAGGUCUAUGAAGAUUUUAAAGGUUGUUAUUGUGUACCAGAUGUAACUGUUUAGAGUAUAAUACACAUUAAUUAUCAUUGUGUAAGUCUGAUCAUCCAUAUGUUUUAGUCUGGAGAGAUUAACAAGUGGUUGAUAUAAUUGUUUGUGAGAGUGCUUCAUCACAGACUGAUUGUAUGUUUCUGUUUUACCAGUCUCUAUUGUUUUUUGUAAAGAACAGUGUUUACUAAAUUACUAGUUUAAGUUAGUCAUUAUAAGAUAGAACAAAUGAGAUACUAUUAUAAUUGUUAUGAUGAAAUUGUAAACUAAGUACACAGUACAAAUAUCAGGACAUUAGUACACAGUACAAAUAUCAGGACAUUAGUACACUGUACAAAUAUCAGGACAUUAGUACAAUGUACAAAUAUCAGGACAUUAGUACAUAGUACAAAUAUCAGGACAUUAGUACAUAGUACAAAUAUCAGGGUGUUAGGAUAAGGUACAAAUAUCAGGACAUUAGUACACAGUACAAAUAUCAGGACAUUAGAACACUGUACAAAUAUCAGGACAUUAGUACACUGUACAAAUAUCAGGACAUAAGUACACUGUACAAAUAUCAGGACAUUAAUACACAGUACAAAUAUCAGGACAUUUGUACACAGUACAAAUAUCAGGACAUUAGUACACAGUACAAAUAUCAGGACAUUAGUACACAGUCAAAUAUCAGGACAUUAAUACACAGUACAAAUAUCAGGACAUUAGUACACAGUACAAAUAUCAGGGUGUUAGGAUAAGGUACAAAUAUCAGGACAUUAGUACACAGUACAAAUAUCAGGACAUUAGUACACAGUACAAAUAUCAGGGCGUUAGGACAUAGUACAGAUAUCAGGACAUUAGUACACAGUACAAAUAUCAGGGUGUUAGGACAUAGUACAAAUAUCAGGACAUUAGUACACAGUACAAAUAUCAGGACAUUAGUACACAGUACAAAUAUCAGGGCAUUAGGACAUAGUACAGAUAUCAGGACAUUAGUACACUACAAAUAUCAGGGUGUUAGUACAAGGUACAAAUAUCAGGACAUUAGUACACAGUACAAAUAUCAGGACAUUAGUACAUAGUAGAAAUAUCAGGACAUUAGUACACUGUACAAAUAUCAGGGUGUUAGGACAUAGUACAGAUAUUAGAUUGUUCGUGCACAAUACAUAUGAACACUACAAAUGUCAGGGUGGUGUAAGUAUGUUUAUCAAGUUACAGAAACAAAAUACCUAAUGUUGCACAAGGUAGAUUAUUUGCAAUCUGUUGAAGCUUCGAGUGUGUUCCAACCAAAGUGCUACUGCAUCAAUAGAUGUACUAUCAAAUUAAAUGAUUUGAAAAUGGU